ACGUUUUGGUUUUUCUCUCCACAAAGAUGCACUCUGUCUAAACUGUGUGGCUGUGUGGCUGGCCGUUACUGGACUGCUGUACAAGGGGAAAUAUAUUUCAUAAAAGGCCCAAUGUUCGUAGUCUCCUUUGGUUUGCUGUUGAGCUCUGGAAACCCUGAGGUGUGACCAGUUUUCAGCCUUCAAAACUGAGAUGAACUGCCCUUGAGAGGGAGUAGUCAGAGAGGAGACAUGGUCACCCUCUCUCUCCUGAGCCGAGGGCAUGGGAAGUUGGCCCAGAAUAAACAGAAGUUGGAAGUCUAUUUUGAACCAGAGGACUAUUUGAACUGGAAGUCUCCAGAAGACUACAUCCUUGUCAGUAAAGCCCAGAAUGGGGACAGUGCCAGCCAGCACUCCUGGAACCUCUUUCUUCCUAAGACCUUCAGCACAAGGAAGGGGGCACUGAUUCUCUACUCAGAAGGGCUAGCUGUGUCAGCAUGGACACCCAGAGACAGGAGAAGAGGUCCCAGGAAGAAGCAGGACCUUGGACUGCACACACUUCAGGACCUCAAAGAAGCCAUCUUGGCAUAUGGAAAGAGAAAGAGGAAGCAGGACAGCGCCUGGCGACCUUACCUCUACUUCCGAAGCAAGCCAGAGAGCCAGACCCAACGGCAGAUCCAGCCUGGGUAUUCAGCCAAAAGAUAUCUCCGAGGCUUUCUGCGGACAUGGCCCCCUGACACCAUGUACCGGCUCCAGUGUGCAGGACACAUCAAGGAUUCUGUGCUGCUCCAGGACAGUCAGCCUGGGAUACCCAAGAAUCUCAGGCCACAACAGGAUCUUUCAGGUGUACCCCCAAAAUACCAUCUCCUGCCUGUCAUCCCUUCAUUUUGGAUUCAACAGAGAUCGUCUUAUGCACAAGGUCUGGAUGAAUGGGAAAUUGAUACAUACAUGGACCAGGACUCUGGUGCUCAGAACCACAGCCAUCUGGAUACUCACCUGAUGUCAGUCAGGAGGCAGCUGUGGCAGGAAGAUGAACUCCAGGCUGAGGACACAUUGAGAGAGAGCCAUCUCGGUGUCCACGCUUCGGAGCAAAGUCACAAUGGAAAGAGUCAGCAAGCCUCCAGGGAGAUCCUUGGGCGUGCCUCAUUCAGUUACUUUCAGCUUCCUACUGACAAAUCCCUCUUCUCGUUCUACUGUGGAGCCUUCCCAGACAAACAAAGGAACAUGAAACCCCACAAGGCCAGAGGCGGCUGCUUGUCACAGGAGCCUCCUGUUGAAAGACGCCUUUUCCCUCCUUUAGCAUCUGCCUUUGGCUCAGAACAAAAUACCCUUGGGGAAACAAAGAAAAAAAAGGCACCGAGGACUCUGAAAUUACCUCCUGUUUCAGAAGAACCCCCUGGAGUCCUGAAACCCCAGAGGAACCGAUUUAAAGGCAGUGAACCCCCAAAGGAGCUCUUCGUUAUCCCCAUGGAGAUUCAUUUUCAUGCCCCACAACCCCCAAAAGAAAAGGCCAGCAGAAGAGGUGCUCAGCAUCCUGAGUCAGAACCAGAAGAAGCCACACCUUUAUGGUGGCCUCCCAUGAAGCAUCUGUACUUAGAAAGGCCAAGGGGGAUAACGGUGCAUCUCCCAGUGGACAGCAGCCAGGAUACACCCUCACCUCAAGGUAGCUCCUCUCUCCCUCCAGCAUCCUACAAGGCAAGGCACAGAAAGGUCCUCAGCGGAGAGGAAGGACGCCAGGGAGAAGAUGGUGAUAUCCUGGCCCAGAGUGUGAAUCAACCCCUGGGUCUCCUACCCUCGAUGAAAGGAAAGAAAAGUUUGGAGAUCCAGAGAGACAUGGACAGAACCAGGACAUCGGGCUUCAGUAGUCCCACAGGUUGCCCAAAUGAGAGGGCACCGCCAGCAGGACCAGAAGACUCCAGAGAUCUGACAUUGAAACACUUCUUGCUGAGCCCAGAUGGUGAAAACGUCUGCCUGACGCUCCCGAGGCUCAUGGGAACAGAGGUGCUUCCACUGGGACAAGCAAACACUGGAGCCGGAGCCAGUCUUCAUGGAAAUCUUUAUGAAACCUCCUCACGUUUGGCUCAAGCUGCAGAGAGUCAGGGAGCCCCACAGUCCUUGGAGGCAGCAGCUCAGAAGACGGGAGAGCCUCAAAGAUGUAUAAAUAAAGGGCUGAUAUGUUCAAACGAAAAAGAAUUUUACACACGCAAGCUGCACAUCGACAUGACGCCGUUCCUGAAGGAACGUGGAAAUGAACUUGACUCUCAUGAAGAACCAGGAGGACCCCUCAGAGGAAAUGCCAAAGACAGCCAAGACCCAGAACUAAGGAACAAGACCCUUGCCCGCCUCAGUACAUCCCUGGCUGAGUACAACCAGCCCUCUGAGGCUGACACCUUAAAGAGCAUGGACGGAGAUUACAAUGUGCACCACCUGCACAGAGGACCUCUAAAACGUGAGCCUGCAUUCCCAAAGAAGUUGGUUUCUGAGACUCCUAGAAAAAAGAAGAAAAGGAGACCAAAGCUGCUCAACCAGAAGACUCUAGUUGGCAUCAAUCAUGGAAGGGAUUUGGUUGACAAGGUUAAGAGGAAGAAAAGAACCAAGACACAGCAGGCCAAAGCUCUCAAGAAAGAGAGGGAAGAAAAGGGCCUGGGGCAAGCAGAGGCUGCUGGAGGAAAGCCAAAGCAUUCAAAAAUUAAAAAGAAAUCAGAGCUAACUCCAAAAGAAGAGAAACUGGGAAGAAAAAUGAAAAGGACACAUAAAGAGAGGAAUAUAGAGAUGGCGGCAGGGCUGAGCAAGUCAGAAAUCACCAACUCCAAGGAAGCAGGUGGCACCUCACAUCAAGGGUUCCUCCGCUCCCACUCUGCGGCUGGACGACUUUCUCUUGAACUCGAUGCUCUGGAGAGUCAGGUUGCUAUAGAUGGAAGAUUAUCAUCCAUCCAGGCCACAGAUGUCACUAGUGACAUGGAAUGUGAAGAGGAGAGAAGCCAUGGAGACCCUUCCAAGCCCCUCCAGGAUAAGAAGCAGCAGGAGAAGGCUUCUCGGGACAGACUUCGAAUAGAGAAGGCAGAGAUGAGAUGGCUGAAGGUGGAGCAGAGCAGACGGGAGCAGGAGGAACUGACUUGGCUCCAUAAGGAGCAGCUGGAGAAAGCAGAGAAGAUGAAGGAGGAGCUGGAGCUGGAGCAGCAAAGACGCACCGAGGAGAACCGCCUGAGAAAGCAGAGACUGGAGGAAGAACGGCAGCAACAGGAGGAAGCAGACAGAAAACGGAGGCUCCAGUUGCAGGCAGCCCGGGAGAGAGCAAGGCAGCAGCAGGAGGAGCUCCGCAGGAAACUGCAAGAAAUACAGAGAAAAAAGCAGCAGGAGGCGGCAGAGAGGGCUGAGGCAGAGAAGCAAAGGCAGAAGGAACUGGAGAUGCAGUUAGCAGAAGAACAGAAACGCCUGAUGGAAAUGGCUGAAGAAGAACGGCUGGAGUACCAACAGCAGAAACUAGCAGCAGAAGAGAAAGCUAGGCAGGAGGCUGAGGAAAGAAGGAAACAGGAAGAGGAAGCAGCAAAGCUAGCCCUGGAAGAAGCCACAAAACUAGCCCAGGAGCAAAUCAGGCAAAAAGCUGCUCUGGACAAACACCUUCAUUUUCAUCAAGAACUCUCUAAAGAAGCCAGUGGUCUACAGUGGACACAGAACAUUUCCAGACCAUGGGUCUACUCGUAUUUCCAGUCCCUACAAAUCCCCAAGCCGUAAGGCUAGAAGAAAACAAAAAGUAAGUUGAGAAGUGGUGACAGAAAAAAAGCUAUAUUUCUAUAAUAAAGCUCCAGCCUGAGCUCUGUUAGUUCCAUUUCAUCUCCUCAGCCGUACCUAGACCUUCCUUACCCUGGAACCUCUCUAUUCCCAGCAUUCUUGCACUCCACAUACUGAUCCAAUAAACUUUUCACUUGCCUAAACCAU
Messenger RNA from Mus caroli (Ryukyu mouse), 3915 nucleotides. Its product is annotated as KIAA2012 ortholog. The record is from RefSeq and is a predicted model, not a curated record. Lineage: Eukaryota; Metazoa; Chordata; Mammalia; Rodentia; Muridae.